Contarinia nasturtii (swede midge) is the source of this 1193-nucleotide messenger RNA. It is a transcript of the gene Mob3, whose product is annotated as MOB kinase activator-like 3. The coding region runs from base 344 to 1033 and encodes 229 amino acids. The record is from RefSeq and is a predicted model, not a curated record. The transcript is spliced from 6 exons. Gene Ontology annotation, molecular function: protein kinase activator activity. Gene Ontology annotation, cellular component: cytoplasm; nucleus. Lineage: Eukaryota; Metazoa; Arthropoda; Insecta; Diptera; Cecidomyiidae. Gene Ontology annotation, biological process: signal transduction; positive regulation of protein phosphorylation.
UUUUGUUUGUGUUUGUGCAUAUGAAUGAUUUGCCACUGCCAUUGUUUACUAGUAGUAACAUAGUCGUCAUUCUCAGUGACGAUCAUUGCAGGAGUUUAACUUGAUACAACCAAACUUGGUCAUUUUUUGUUGUUUAAUUUUUUAAUCGCAAUCGUUAAUUUUAAUCGCAGUUUCGUUGCCAUUUAUCUCAAAUUCAUCGUCAACCACAAUAAAAUAAAUAUUGUAAUGUGUUCGAGUGAUUGAAAAUCAAUCUUUUCAACAACAAAAAAAAUUGUGGUUGAUCGACGAUUAAAAAAACUAAUACAAUUGCCAUCAAUCAUAUAAGUUGUAAAGAUCGUUUGCAAUGGCACUGAAUGGAUUUCUGGAAUUUUUCCAAAAGGGAAAGGUAGGUCCUGGCCUACAUCUUCGUUCACAUAAUACAUUUCGACCGAAAAAGAGAUUUACUCAGGGAACAAUUCGAUACUCUCUACAUAAACAAGCUCAGGCCAGUCUACAAUCGGGUAUUAAUUUACGACAAGUAGUCAAAUUACCAGAAGGUGAAAACUUAAACGAUUGGAUUGCCGUGCAUGUGGUCGACUUUUUCAAUCGGAUUAAUCUUAUCUAUGGAACGGUCUCAGAAUAUUGUAAUGAAACAACAUGCCCAACAAUGAGUGGUGGUCCACGUUAUGAGUAUCUUUGGGCUGAUGGUGAAAAUUUUAAAAAACCAACACCUUUACCCGCACCCAAAUAUAUCGAAUAUCUAAUGGAUUGGACCGAAAGCCAAAUAAACAAUGAAUGUGUGUUUCCCGUUACGACAGAUGUGCCGUUUCCAAAAACAUUCAUAAAUCUUUGCCGAAAAAUUUUAACGAGAUUGUUUCGAGUCUUCGUACACGUUUACAUCCAUCAUUUUGAUCGGAUCGUCAGUAUUGGAGCGGAAGCCCAUGUGAACACAUGUUACAAGCAUUUUUACUAUUUUGUUCAAGAGUUUGAUUUGGUAUCGGCCAAGGAACUGGAACCAUUAUCUGAGAUGACUACCCAUGUGUGUAAGGAUUAAAGUUGGAAACUCUAUGCGAAAAGAAAUAAUACACACCAGCCAAAAAUCCGUAAUGGAUUUUAUGUACAAAUUUAUUGACAAUUUAUUUAUUGGUUAAUGCGUCUUUGUUUGUUUGUUUGUUUUUCCAUAUUAAAUGGUUGUAAUUUGUAUCUCACCAUAA